GUUUGACUUUUCUCUCUCUCUCUCUCUCUAGUCUUCUGAUGAAGCAUCUCUACGAGGCCUGGAGGCCCUGAUGACCGAGUUCUUUGCGGUGGCCACCACGAACAGCAGGAAACGAGAAAUUGAGGAAUUGCUAAACCUUUUCAGCCAGACACAGGACUCCUGGAAACAUUGUCUGUUUUACAUGGCAAAUACACAGAAUGAAUAUGUCAUCAUGUUCUGUUUGACUGUACUGGAGAAUGUCAUAAACAAGCAAUGGGUUGGCUAUUGUGGUGCUGACAAGAUGGACAUCAGGCUGACCCUCAACCAGUACCUGUACGCCCACCACAACAAGGUGCCGUCCUUCAUCCGCAACAAGUUGGUCAAGCUGGUUGUGGACAUUGGCCGUACGGACUGGCCUCAUUUCUACCCAGAUUUCUUUACCAAUAUCCUUCAGUUGGUACAGGACAGCGAAACGGUGACCCUGGGUGUGUUACUCCUCAAGAUGACCUCCGAGGAGCUGAUGGCACCAAGGGAAGACCUGAGUAUGGCACGCAAGGAGGAGCUUCACCGACUUCUGUUGGCACAGAUCCCUACAGUAUUAAACCUAUUAAAUAAUAUUCUUGAGUCCGUUUUAGAGAAACAUUGGCACCUGGUGGCAGCCACCCCUCCACCGUCACCGACCCAGGGAGACUCAGGGACGCGGCAACGAGGUUCAUCCCUGAUGUUGUUCUCUUCCUCUCCUUUGCAAUCAGACAGUCUGCUGAGUAACAUGUUCAAAUCCCCGUCGAGUGGCAACCGCAGCCUACAACUGGAGGCCCUCCCCCCUCUGGACAUGUCUUCGUCACUGCUCUGCGAACUCUCCCUCGAGUGCCUGGCCCACUACUUCACGUGGGUGCCGCUCUCCAACACCAUCACGCCCAACCUCCUCAGUACCAUCUUCCACUUCGCAGCGUUUGGCUGCGAGGUCCGCUCUAGCUAUCACCACCACCACCUCCAUCACCGGAGUGGUGGUGGCAGCGGUGGUGGCGUCCUCAUAACCGGCGGGGGUGGUGUGAACACCACCGGCGCGACGGCGGGUGGCAGUGGAGUCCCCGGCUCCACUGCCACCAGAGGGGAGCGAGUGGGCGGCGGCAACAACAACAACAGCAGCAGCAGAGGUAGAAGUGGUGGUGGCGUUGGUGGUGGCUCUGCCACGUCCACCUCGGCUAAUGCGGCAUCUGUUACUGGCGGUGCCAUUGCUAACACCCCUGUUUCCGCCUCUACCGCUGCCGCUGGUGCUGCUGCGGCUUGCCCCAGCAAUGGUGGUGGAGGAGCUGGUGGCGUGGCUGUUGUGGCGCCGGCCAACACUCAGUCCCUGGGUGUGUUGGCGAUGAACUGCAUCAACGAGCUACUGUCGAAGAACUGCGUUCCUCAGGAAUUUGAGGAUUUCCUGCUACAGAUGUUCCAGCAGACAUUCUUCUUGCUGCAGCGCCUUACCAAAGAAAGUACCCUCAAUACCAGCGGCAACAAACUAGCUGACCUCGAUGAAUGCUAUGUAGAGAAAUUCACCGAUUUCCUGCGACUCUUUGUCAGUAUUCAUCUGAGGCGCUUCGAAUCAAAUGCCAAAUUCCCUGUGCUGGAGUUUCUUGCCCUUCUUUUUAAGUACACUUUCAGGCAGCCGACCAAUGAGGGCUUCUACAGUUGCCUGGAUAUCUGGACAGUGUUCCUGGAUUAUCUCCACUCCAAAAGUGAGAUGAGGACUUCAGACCAUGAGGAAGUCACCAACAGAUACAAACCAGCCCUGCAGUCUCUAGUCUCCCACAUUCUACAAAAGCUACAGUUCCGGUACAACCAGUCCCAGCUGGAGGAGUUAGAUGACGAGUCUCUUGACGAUGACUCAGAGACGGAAUGGCAACAUUACCUAAGACAGUGCCUUGAAGUGAUUGCCAAAGUUGGAGAGAUUUUAAGCCAAGAGACCUUUCAGCUUUUGAAUGACCUCUUCCAAGAAUAUACAGAGGUGUAUUUGGGGCUGGAGCAGUAUGUUGUGCCGAAUGGGGCCCACGGCCGCAAGCUGACCAUCACAGCAGAGAACGAGUGCCGAAGACUGCACUGUAUCCUACGAGAUUUGUCUUCCCUGGAGCAGGCUUUAGGGAGGAUGGCCGAACAUUUCAUCGGGGAUAGAUUUAUUAAGAAUUUCACUGACGCUGACAAUUUGGUACAACGCUCUCUCUUUCACUGUACUUUCUCUGUUUCUCCGUAUUGCAGACAUGCGCAGGCGCUGGCCACUCUGAAGGCGUUUGCCCACUGGCUCUCACAGUACCACUCUGAGUCCCAAAAGAUCAGCCAGCCCCUAAAGUUCACCAUCCUUUUCUCUACGCUGGUCGAGGCUACCCUGCCUUUAUUCCGGAAACAGAUACCCGAGAAGAUUGUCCAGUCAGCUGCUCAUUUACUGCUCUCUCUGAUGGUCACAGUACGGCCGUCCUAUCUACUACAGAUGACCGCUGUCCACAACCUCUACUCACAGAUUGGCCACGGACACUGUAAGGACAUGCCACAAGAGGUGCAGUUGUUGUUGUACAGAGCGUUGUCACAUUAUCUACUAUUGCCGUGGCCACACCUCUCCGAUGCUGACCAGGACUGGGAGAAGCGAGCAGCCUACCAUCAUGAUUUUACGCGGCAACUUACUUUGGAGUUCUGCCAGCUGAGGGAUACGCAGGCGCUUGUGGAGAACAAGGCCUUACAGGAGAGUGCAAAGUGCCUGAUUGAAAACACGUUAAAGAUGUGCCAGGAUUGGAUCGAGAACAUUGCUUCGGAGUCAAACAAAAGCAAACAGAUAUGUUACCAAUCCCUACACGAAAUUGUCCAGGUGACACUGGCCAUUUUUCCAGUCUACAUACACCAACCAGGUAUCACCCCAUUCACUUUGGAUUUCCGGAAAACCAUUUCAUUUCUAGAAACUAUUCCAUCUUUUCCCUACCUUGUCCUGUCUACAUUAAAAAAAAGAAAAAGACGAAAAAGGGAGAUUUGGCUGUUGUUUCUAGCAUAUCCACUGACCACCUUUCCUCAUUUAAAUUUUGUGAAUUUCUGCAAUAUUUCCAGGGAGCAGUUGACGGAGAAUAUUCUACAUGAAAACUCUGCAGGAUGCCGAGUUGUGGAAAAAUUUCUUCGCAUUCUGGAGUUGAUCGUACAAGAACCUGGAUCUGCCUUCAAAGCUUUCCUACCCAGCAUCAUAUCAGUGUGCAUGGAUCAGAUCUACCCGGUGGUGGCUCAGGUAAGAAAGAGUAUACCACCCAUCAUUAUCCCUGGGCUUGUAUGUGUUAGCGAGUUAGGGGUUGAGGUGGUUCUAAGGGUUGCCACCACCACCUUCACCAUUUUACCAUUCUUUGUAACUAAUGUUGUUCCUCUUGUAUCCUGUUGCUGUUAUCAUUGCCAGGCGUUUGGUCAAUCAUUCCUCCAGCCAGAUAUUGCUCUGUUCCGACAGAACCUCGAAUCUUUGGAAACGCUCAAUACCAAAUGGAAACUCUACCACAAGAAGGUGUUCCGGGAAGCUUUGCUUUACCAAUUCCUCAACGUGUUUAUCCAGGUCCUGCUACAGAAGUCCCAUGACCUCCUGCAGGAAGAGAUAGCCAUUAGUGUGUACAAUAUGGCCUCUGUAGACUUUGAUAACUUCUACACCCAGUUCUUGCCAAACUUCCUCAAUAGCUGCGAUGGGCUUGCGGCCGACCAGAGGACCGUGCUAGGACAGAAUUUCAAAAUGGACAAAGACAUGCCCUCUUUCACCCAGAGUGUUAACCGAUUUGUCAACGACCUCCGCUACUAUCGUCUCAUCAACAGCAGUUUACCAGCAGGCUCCUUCAAGUUUUGAACCCACGACCAAGCUGACUGUCACUGGACUGUUUAAUGAAUUAAUUAACUAAACUAAAAUGACCACCUCCUCUCAUUCACAUACAAAUCUACUCCACUGGAAUGGACAUGCCUGCUGCCAAAAACCCACACGGAUUCGUCAGAAGCACUAAAGCUUAUUGGUCCCAACCUGCCUGAUCUUGGUGUAUGUGGGUCGAAGGAGAGGGAGGAAGAGAGCGUGGUCGACCUCUUUGUGACCUUUACAUUCGGUGACCUUUCCCCUUUGUCUGCCUCGUUUUGGGUCGACCUCAGAAGGGUCACCUCCGCCAUGACCUUUUGCUAUAAUUACUGCCGACUUCUUGUAUUGACUCCAAAUCUAUGCUGUCUGCUCCCCAUACUCCCAACACCCCGUUUGUCCGCUCCCCCUCCUUCUGGUCCCUCUCCACCCCCCAAUCCCAGUGGUGUUCUGGCGUCUGCCCGACUUACCUCUUAUGUACUAUUCAGAUAAUCUAUAUUAUUUCCAUUUGAUUGUGCAUGUGUGCAUGUAUAAAUAUAUAUAUUGUAUAUGUGUACACACACAUAUAUAGGCAUAUGCACAUGCAUACAUACACAC
Octopus bimaculoides (California two-spot octopus) is the source of this 4414-nucleotide messenger RNA. Its product is annotated as exportin-6. Gene Ontology annotation, biological process: protein export from nucleus. Gene Ontology annotation, molecular function: nuclear export signal receptor activity; small GTPase binding. Lineage: Eukaryota; Metazoa; Mollusca; Cephalopoda; Octopoda; Octopodidae. The record is from RefSeq and is a predicted model, not a curated record.